GUGCGCGCGCCCCGCGACUCCAGCCCAGCGCUCGGAGCCGCUUUCGCUGCCACUGUCUGCUCCCCCGGGCCGCCGCCGCCGCCGCUUCCCCCCGCAGGCCCGGGGCUCUGUCCGCUGGGCCCGCGCUGCUCGCCCCGAGCCAGGAGAACGAGCUCGAGGAGGAUGCCUGGGCCCGUCCCGCGCGGCCCCGGGUGAGGCACGCCCGCGCGCCCGCCGGCGCCAUGGGAAGGAGCGGGCGCCGCUGCUGUGCCCCGCCGGCGCGCGCACGACUUGAGACCUGCCACGGGCAGCCCCCGGCCGCGGGUCCCCGAGUGACGCUGGCGGCACCUGAGAGUGUGGCGCGGGCCCGGGGCCACGCAGAGGAGCCCAGUGUCCAGUGAAGCGGCUGAGGACCCGCCGCCCGUGCCGCCGCCAUGGUGAUGUCCCAGGGCACCUACACGUUCCUCACGUGCUUCGCCGGCUUUUGGCUCAUCUGGGGUCUCAUCGUCCUGCUCUGCUGCUUCUGCAGCUUCCUGCGCCGCCGCCUCAAACGGCGCCAGGAGGAGCGACUGCGCGAGCAGAACCUGCGCGCCCUAGAGCUGGAGCCCCUCGAACUCGAGGGCAGUCUGGCCGGGAGCCCCCCGGGCCUGGCGCCGCCGCAGCCACCGCCGCACCGCAGUCGCCUGGAGGCGCCGGCGCACGCGCACUCGCAUCCGCACGUGCACGUGCACCCGCUGCUGCACCACGGGCCCGCGCAGCCGCACGCGCACCCGCAUCCACACCCACACUCGCACCACCACGCGCUCCCGCACCCGCCGCCUCCGCACCUGUCGGUGCCGCCACGGCCCUGGAGCUACCCGCGCCAAGCGGAAUCGGACAUGUCCAAGCCACCGUGUUACGAAGAGGCGGUGCUGAUGGCCGAGCCGCCGCCGCCCUACAGCGAGGUGCUCACGGACACGCGCGGCCUCUACCGCAAGAUCGUCACGCCCUUCCUGAGCCGCCGCGACAGCGCGGAAAAACAGGAGCAGCCGCCUCCCAGCUACAAGCCGCUCUUCCUGGACCGGGGCUACAACUCCGCGCUGCACCUGCCCAGCGCCCCUCGGCCCGCGCCGCCCUGCCCAGCCCUCUGCCUGCAGGCCGACCGUGGCCGCCGGGUCUUCCCCAGCUGGACCGACUCAGAGCUCAGCAGCCGCGAGCCACUGGAGCACGGAGCUUGGCGUCUGCCGGUCUCUAUCCCCUUGUUCGGGAGGACUACAGCCGUAUAGAGGGGCGCCCGGCGCCCCGGGCCCCACCGGCGGACUCCUGGCCUGACUGCGGGGCUUUUUAAAUGCUUCCCUGGACUGCGGGGAGGGGCGGGGGGAGGGAGGGAUUUCUUAUCCCGUUUGUUACAUUUUGAGGAUAAUAAAGGUGUGUGAUCUGGUUUGGUACA
Molecule: messenger RNA, 1408 nt
Organism: Cercocebus atys (sooty mangabey)
Lineage: Eukaryota; Metazoa; Chordata; Mammalia; Primates; Cercopithecidae
Gene: PRR7
Product: proline rich 7 (synaptic)
Exons: 3
Coding region: 414-1244 (276 amino acids)
Source: RefSeq, a predicted model, not a curated record